Molecule: messenger RNA, 2874 nt
Organism: Setaria italica (foxtail millet)
Lineage: Eukaryota; Viridiplantae; Streptophyta; Magnoliopsida; Poales; Poaceae
Product: ABC transporter G family member 25-like
Cellular component (GO): membrane
Molecular function (GO): ATP binding; ATP hydrolysis activity; ABC-type transporter activity
Source: RefSeq, a predicted model, not a curated record
UCCUCACCACACUGCUACCUCCUCCGCCACCGCGAGCGCACCACCUGCGCAUGCCAGCGCCGCCACCACCUCCUCCGGCGGAUUAGCAGUCUCUCUGAGUGAGCGGUUAUUAGGUGCAGCGCGAUUUCCUCUCGUUCUUGCUCCUCUGUUCAUCGAUCGGCAAGGGAAGCUUGAGCCAUCAAUGCCUCCCAACGCACAGGACACGCACGGAACCACCGGCGUCGCCAUGACGCCGGCCCCCGCGGCAACGGCGGCGGCGACCAAGAUGGACUGCUUCCUCACGACCGCCUGCACGCCGCUCAACCUCCAGUUCAUCGAUGUGUCGUACCGCGUUAAGACGGAGAAAUCGGCGGCGUCCAAGGCGGCGCCGCCGGGCCGGAUCUCGUCGCACUCUGGCGCGGCGCCGCGCUGGGGUGUCGGUGGAGGAGCGGACGAUCUGAAGGGCGUGACGGGCGAGGCGCGCCCGGGGGAGCUGCUCGCCGUUCUGGGCCCCUCGGGGAGCGGCAAGUCCACGCUCCUCUCCAUCCUCGGCGGCCGCCUGGCCGGCCGCCACUCGGGGACGGUCCUCGCCGGCGGCCGACCGCCCACCCGCGGCGUGCAGCGGCGCACGGGGUUCGUGGCGCAGGAUGACGUGCUCCACCCGCACCUCACGGUCCGCGAGACGCUCGUCUUCUGCGCCAUGCUCCGCCUGCCCCGCGCCGCGCCGUCGGCGGCCAAGGCCGCCGCCGCCGAGGCCGUGAUCGCCGAGCUCGGGCUCGCAGCGUGCGCCGACACCGUCGUCGGGAACGCGUUCGUGCGCGGCGUGUCGGGGGGCGAGCGGAAGCGCGUCAGCAUCGGGCACGAGCUGCUCGUCAACCCGAGCCUGCUCAUCCUGGACGAGCCCACGUCGGGGCUCGACUCCACCGCCGCCGCCCGCCUCGUCGCCACGCUCUCGGCGCUGGCCAGGAAGGGGCGAACGGUGGUGAUGUCGGUGCACCAGCCGUCGUCGCGGGUGUACCGGAUGUUCGACUCCGUCCUGCUCCUCGCCGAGGGCAGCUGCCUCUACUUCGGCGCCGGCCGCGACGCCAUGGACUACUUCGCCUCCGUCGGCUUCGCGCCGGGGUUCCACGUCAACCCGGCCGACUUCAUGCUCGACCUCGCAAAUGGUUUUGCUCAAGCAGAUUGCAAUUUCACAGCAGAAGGCGGCAACGUGAAGCAGUCGUUGAUCUCGUCUUACAACAAGGUGCUGUCCCCAAGGGUGAAGGCGUCCAUCAACGCCGCCGGCGCCGCCACCACAGAGCACGCGCAGGACGGCGCCGAGCCCCUGCCACUGCCGCCGGCGGAGAGCUGCAGCGGGUGCACGAGCUGGGCGAACCAGUUCACGAUCUUGCUCCGGCGCAGCCUCAAGGAGCGGCGUCACGAGACGUUCACGUCGCUGCGCAUGUUCCAGAUCAUCGCGCCGGCGCUGGUCGCCGGCGCCAUGUGGUGGCGGUCGUCGCCAGUGGCCGUCCAGGACCGGCUCGGCCUCCUCUUCUUCAUCUCCAUCUUCUGGGGCGUCUUCGCCUCCUUCAACGCCGUCUUCGCCUUCCCGCAGGAGCGCCCCGUUCUCGCCCGCGAGCGCGCGUCGGGGAUGUACGCGCUCUCCUCCUACUUCAUGUCGCGGAUGGUUGGCGACCUCCCCAUGGAGCUCGCCCUGCCGACGGCGUUCACUGUGGUUGUCUACCUCAUGACCGGGCUCAACCCGUCGCCGGCGGCGUUCGCGCUCACCCUGGCGGUGAUCCUCUCCUACGUGCUCGUCGCCGGUGGUCUGGGCCUCGCCGUCGGCGCCAUCAUGAUGGACGCCAAGCGCGCGUCGACGCUGGUGACGGUGAUCAUGCUCGCCUACCUCCUCACCGGGGGAUUCUACGUGCACAACGUGCCGGGGUUCAUGGUGUGGGCCAAGUACACCUCCUUCACCUACUACUGCUACCGCCUCCUCAUCGCCGUGCAGUACGGCGGCCACCUCCGGCGGCUGCUCCCGCCGGAGGCCGUCGACGGCGAGGCCGGCCCGGGCGCCUGCGUCGCGGCGCUCGUCGCCAUGUUCUUCGGGUACCGGCUUCUGGCGUAUCUCGCGCUGCGCCGCGUCAGGAAGUGACCUGGCCGGCCGCCGGCGGCGGCGGCCGCCGCUGUAGCUAGCUAGCUAGGUGCGUGUGUGCCAUUAACUAUUCAGGCCGGCUGGCCCGGCACGGUGAUCAAAGGCUCCGGCCGGGCCGGCGCGCGCGGGGAACCGAGAUCCGCGGCGCCGGCGGGCGGGCGGGCGGGGAGGGCGUCGAGGGAGAUGACUAAACUAGAUGACGCGGUUGUUGUUGGCGUCGCCGCCGGCGAUCGACGAGGUCGUCGUUUUCCUCUUGCGAUCUCUUGUUUGUUUUUUUUAAUUCUCUUACCUAAAAUUUGGUGGUAUCUUAGCCAUCGAUCGAGAUGCCUUCUUGCAAGCAAGUGUACUAUAUAUAUUGAUCAAUCACCCGGGUGUAAGUUGUAAGAGCUGAAUUGGGCUUCUUGGUCUGAAGAAGAUGAAUUGCUGAUGGAUGGGAUGAUAAAAAAAUUUCAAAAUCCAAGUGAAUGUACGUGAAGAUAGCAAAGGUGCAAGAUUGAUGGCCUGAGUCCGGCGUGAAAAUCAACUUAAUCCGUCCUCAAGUUCAGCAUCCGUCGUGCGAAAGCUGAAAGCCAUUGUUCUGGCAUGUUCUGAUUAAGCUUCUGAAUUCUGAUACCGCAAACUUUUUCCCAAUGACUGGAUUCAUCGAACCAAAUCGAAUUCUUCAUUUCAGAUUCUUACAGGGUACUUGGACAGAGGAAUCGAAUAGAAUUAGCUGCUCGAUCUACUUGGAUUUUCCCCAAAAAAAAACGUGAAAUUCUAUU